UUUGGUGAUCGUAGGUAGGAAGAAGAGAACACACACCAAAACAAUAGCAGACAAGUUUCCGACAUUACACAGAAAUCAAACACACUAGCAGAACAUCAGAGAGAGGGAGUGAGAUCAAUUAUGGGAAGGUCUCCUUCUUCAGCCAAGAAUGGACUCAAGAAAGGUCCGUGGGACGCCGAGGAGGACAAGAAGCUCGCGGAUUACAUCCAAAAGCAUGGCCCCGGCGGUUGGAUCUCUCUCCCUAAGCUCGCUGGCCUCAAUAGGUGUGGGAAGAGUUGUAGACUGAGAUGGAUUAAUUAUCUGAGGCCCGACAUCAAGAGAGGGAGCUUCACGCCAGAAGAAGAGCAGACAAUCUUAAAGCUCCAUGCGGUUCUUGGGAACAAGUGGUCUGCAAUCGCGACACACCUACCGGGCCGAACUGAUAAUGAAAUCAAGAACUUCUGGAACACCCAUUUGAAAAAGAGGCUGAUUCGGAUGGGGUACGACCCAAUGACCCACGAGCCAAGAGCCGACCUCACGGCUUGCCUGAGGCUCUUGGCUGUAAACAAUCUCAGUAAUUUCCUCAACCACAACACGUUAUUAGAUGUAAAUGCAAUUAAGUUGCAAUUCCUCAAGCAAAUCCUACAAUCCACAGAUGUUGGACUUCCCAACUUGGUCAGUUCAAUCUCAUCAUCACCAGCUCCUGAUCUUCUUCCUAAAGAAAACCCAAUUUUAAAUUCACUAUCACAACUGGAAAAUCAGUCCUCAUUUUCUCUGGGAGCAACCAUCCCUCAACCACUCCACCAUCCAAUUAGCACUACUCUAUUAUCCAACCCUACUUUGCAAUCAGACCCACAAGUCCCUUUCCCUCCCAGCUUCCAAACGGUGCCGUUUGACGGUGAGGUAGGCCAAUUCAGUGCGUUUUCUCAAGGAGAUAACCUAACGGACAGCAUCUCUCAAUGGGAUUUCCAGUCGGUAACCGAUUUUGUUCCGUCAAUCACAAAGGAAACAACUACUACAUCAAUCAGCAACCACGGAGACGUCACGAGCAGUUCCAGCCUAAUCCAGUGUGGAGGCGACGGAGGUUCUUCAUCACCAUGGAGGGAGAUCUUCUUCGAUGAUUCGAUCCUCCAAUAAUUAAUGAUCCAGAGUGUGCAUGGGAUGGGCGUUUAAUAACGGUCACGGGGUGAAAUUCUUCUUUAAUAUAUUAUCAUUUUCUUAAAUGUUUGUAAAUUUUGAGUUUAAUACACAAACUGUUAGAGAUACAGAAAACCACAUGGACAUAUAUGUAUGCAUGCAUACAAUUCACAUUUUAUGUGCAUAAUAUACAUAUGUGCAAACA
Messenger RNA from Punica granatum (pomegranate), 1321 nucleotides. The record is from RefSeq and is a predicted model, not a curated record. Lineage: Eukaryota; Viridiplantae; Streptophyta; Magnoliopsida; Myrtales; Lythraceae.